Molecule: messenger RNA, 1502 nt
Organism: Salvia hispanica
Lineage: Eukaryota; Viridiplantae; Streptophyta; Magnoliopsida; Lamiales; Lamiaceae
Product: Cytochrome b561/ferric reductase transmembrane with DOMON related domain-containing protein
Source: RefSeq, a predicted model, not a curated record
CCCCACCACCACCACCAUACGCAGCCAUAAGCUUCAAAAUCAAGACACCUCUUCAUAAAAAAAAAAAAAAAUUUAAAAAAAUAUUCCCACCAAACAAGGCUCUACAAAAUUGGUUUGAGUCUUGGCAGGGCUCACAUCAUCCUCUGGUAGCGAUGGAGAGGCGGUGGAGAGUAUCAAAAUGGGCCUUCAUUUUUGCAAGCUUGAUGAGUUACAUGGUCUCAGAUGGGGCGGCAGAAGAGGGCGGUGACGGUGACGGAAGGAAAGGCCUCUGCAGCACUGAUCUCACCACAUUUCUCCCUUUCCCUUACAGCAACCUACCAAACAUGGUCUGCCAGCCACUAUGGAACUCAUAUUUGUUAAGGUAUUCCAAGUCGAAGGACAACGAGAUCACGAUCGUGCUAUCGACCAUCUACACGAGCGGAUGGGUGGGGAUGGGGUUCUCGCGAGACGGGAAGAUGCUGAACUCGAGCUGCAUGGUGGGAUGGGUGAAUCAAGAGGGAGAAGGUAGGAUAAAAGAGUUCCACAUAAAAGGGUUCACCCCGGGCGAGAUCAAGGCGGACCGGGGCGAACUCCCCCUGACAAACGUGCCGCCGUACGUGGCCGUGCAGGGGGCAACCAUAUACCUAUCCUUCCAGCUCAAGUUCAACACCACCCUGAAAACGCAGCCGCUGCUGCUGGCUUUCAGCACCAAAGCACCGCACCACCACCGCCUCACGGUGCACGAAGACAAGACAACCAUCUACUUGGAUUUCUCAGCUGGUACAGCGGACGGCGGUGCUGAGUCGUAUUCGUCUCAAGACAGGAGGACUCACGGGACGCUGGCGGUGCUGGGGUGGGGAUUCUUGCUUCCCACGGGGGCUAUUCUGGCGAGAUAUCUGAGGCGGAAGGAUAAAGUGUGGUAUUACUUUCACGUGCCGAUUCAGUUCAUUGGCUUCUUGCUGGGAGUUGCGGCGGUGAUUGUUGGAGUGUCGCUUUACAGCAAGAUGCAUGUUUUCUUCCCUGCACACAGGGGGAUUGGGAUUUUCCUUCUUCUCAUCACCAUUCUACAGGUGCUUGCUUUCUUCACGCGUCCGAGCUCCGACAGCAAGUACCGGCGAUACUGGAAUUGGUACCACAACUGGGUCGGCAGGAUUUGCCUCUUCUUCGGAGCGGUUAAUAUUCUUCUGGGAAUCCACAUCGCUGAUGCAGCCCAAGCUUGGAAGAUUGGAUAUGGAUUUCUGCUUGGUUUUCUAUUGGUUACUGUCAUUGUUCUCGAAGCAUUGCUCAGGCUUAGACGAUCGGCUGAGGCAGAUAAGCAGCAUCCCCCAUUUUCAAUCAAUUCUAUCGACCGCGAAAUAUCACUCUAAAUGUAAACCUAAUUUAGCUAUGAAUUUCAAAUGGGGUAAUUUUGAUUUCAUUAAUAGUACUACUAUUAUAUUGUUUUGUUUGGACUGGAAUUAAUGAAGUGUGUACAUACAAAUGAAAGAGGUCUUGACAUGCAAGGCUCGAUUUGAAGUUUUGUA